Molecule: messenger RNA, 2225 nt
Organism: Ciona intestinalis (vase tunicate)
Lineage: Eukaryota; Metazoa; Chordata; Ascidiacea; Phlebobranchia; Cionidae
Source: RefSeq, a predicted model, not a curated record
UCUCGCGUAAUAGUACUUUUCGGGUCGAAUUUCAGACCUUCGGCUUCGUUUUAGAAGGUUCUUAAUUUCUAUAGGUUCUGGUUUAGGUGGUUUCCCGAUUAAAAUAGGCAUGCCUUUAGAAUUAUAGAAGUUUGUUAGUUAGAGCGAUUAUAACCAUUUUCUGACGGUGGUCCAGGCAUUUUGUGCAUGAAAAUCUAACAAAGCAACACGAAUAGGGAGAUUUUCAACAUGUCUCUUCGCACGUUUUGUACACACUCAAUACGGUUUUCUAAACGAUCCAUUAGCGGUAUUUCACUUCGACUAAUAUCUCAAAGUCACAAGAGCAUCAUUGAAAAGGAAAGUAGUAUUUCUUGCGAACCAAAAGACGUUUUAUUUGACACUUCAAUUUCCUACCCACAAAUAAUGUCCCGACUUCGUAAGCAAGCGCAACACAGCAUAUUGCUACAACUUGACGUUUCUGAACGUGAUAAUGCUAACCUAUUGCUAAAAGAAGUCAAAACAUUUUGCUCCCAUGUUGGAGAUGUGCAGUACAUUGCACCUUACUAUAUAAAAGUUAAAAAUGGUAGGUUAUGCUCUUACUUAGUAGAGUUUAAAGACCUGAACUCAAUUCACAAACUAUCACUACUCAGUGAUGACGGCAAGCUUCGCACACGAAUUGCCAAGUUAAAACCAAAUGAGCUAAAGCUGUCACAUGCAAAUGAUUCCUCCAAACCACCCACUGAGAAGGUUUUAGCUCACACUCACAGUGAAUUUGUACAAAGUAUGAUGAGAGCUAGCAGCAUCUCGGAGCAAACAAAUCUGUUUUAUACGUACUGCUCUGCAACAAAUAAAAAUCUAAGAGCAAAAUUUUUCUUGAGCUCUGUUGUUGAGGACUUUUUCAACUAUAAAAUCGAGUCUAAUUUAACCGCUGUCCCAUUUGGCAGCAGCAUGGCAGGUUUUUCAACACCCAGCUCAGACUUGGAUGUGUCUAUAACCAACAUAGAAACAGUCCCAUCAAAAUUGAUUAAAGGCAGACACGUGGCUAAAAACAUCCACCAUUUGAGUACCACUGGAGCAGAACAAUACAAAGACAUACUCAGGUCUACAGCAUUUGGUUUGUUCUGUGAUGUAGUGGAAGACUUACAUUUGAGUUUGCCAGGUGUAACCAGAACAACACCAAUUGACGCAUCCGUUCCAAUCCUUACAUUUAACUUUUCACCACUAUCUAUUAACAUGGACAUCUCCCUACACAAUGUUUAUGGUAUAAAGAUGUCAUGGUGCUUGAAUGCUUUUUCCAGGUAUGAUUCACGGGUUGCACCUUUUCUUUACCUUGUUAAAGUUUGGGGAAAACAAGUUGGAAUAACCAGACACGGAGACAAAGACUAUAAAGGUCUCACACCAUUUAUGCUUGUAUCUCUUGCAUUAUUUUACCUAAUGCGUGUAAAUAAACCAGUCAUACCAACAUUGCAUGAAACCACAAAGAUAAAGACUUCUGAAGCUACGUUGAUCGCUGGGUUCCAGGCAAAUCUUAUAAAACAUGUGUCGGACCUUCCCCCUUCUCAAAACACUAGCUCUGUUGAAGAACUCUUCAUGAGCUUCCUUGAGUAUUACACACGUUUUGAUUUCAAGCAUUACGGCAUUUCUCUGAGCUCAGGUAUAGUAACUCCCGUCUCAUCACAGGUUGUGAUACUUUAUCCAUUCUCCAAAGACAACGUCGCCAAGAUGUGUACCCUUCAAGCUGUAGAACAAUUCAAAAACGAAGCACAAAGAGCUGUUUUGAAACUCGAAAGUUACAAACGCAAUAAGAGGAAUAAUAAACCUUGGGGAAUUUUGUCAAUUGUGGAUGUCACAAAAGAGUUGUCACUUUUGAAUUGACAUUGUCGUAAAAUAAAAAAAUCCGAACGUUUUAUACGAUAUAUUAAUUUGGCACUUAAUUUCGUCACUACGUUUAACAAUAACCUAAUUGAAUUGUACACAUUUUUAGACCUUCAUCUGUACUGGGAACCCCAAGCCCUAUCUGUAUUUUUCCUCCUAAAUUACCAUGUGCAUGUAAAAUGUUAAACACUACAGUCUUAACAGGAAAAACAUGUUAUAAAAGUAAAAUGUAAACAGUCUAAAAGUUGGUUUUGCUUGCUGCUGUACAAACAUGAAUUCCAUGGUAUGGAAUGCAGUUAGACAAACAAGAAAUAUUCUAAACCAGAACAAUCAAUCUUUAUCAACUGGGCAACAUUUCUUUGCCAAAAAAG